UUGGAAGCUAAGGAACUGCUCGGGGUCAUAUUCGUAUUGCAGGCCAUUACGCCAUAUGGUAGGAAAACAUUCCGAAAUUUGAUUGUGACCAAUGGCGUGAAAGCUCCGCGUCGUCUGGUGCUGGCAUGUCACUAUGAUUCGAAGAUUCUUCCAGGACAAGUGAUGAUUGCGGCAACGGACUCAGCUGUACCUUGCGCUAUGAUGAUGGACAUAGCCAAAUCGCUUACACCUUAUAUGUACAGACGAGUAGCAGAGGUAUACAAAAUUUCCAUUCGCUUCUCUCGAGAAUCGUGA
Molecule: messenger RNA, 294 nt
Organism: Cooperia oncophora
Lineage: Eukaryota; Metazoa; Nematoda; Chromadorea; Rhabditida; Trichostrongylidae
Source: the annotation of a GenBank genome assembly